CGAUCAUUCUUUGUCUAACCUUGAAACAAACAGGUUGUUUGAUUUAUUUAAAAAUAAGAAUAAAAGUAUAAUAUGGCGACCGUGACAGGACAGUUGAAAACUAAAACAAAAGAAUUUGUGGUAUUUGCAAAAAUAAAAUACAAAAAUAGUGACAUAAAGUUAUAAAAAAAAAAACUACUAAAAAAAAAUAAAACCUAACAUAAAAGGAAAAGUUGUUUUAAAAAAAAAAAGGAAAAUGUGUUGAAUAUUAUAAGUGUAUGAAAAAAAAACCUAAUUAAAACCAUUACUUAUAACUAACCUUUAAAAUCAAAAGAAAAUAACGUUUAAAAAAAAUCAUCAUGAAAAUGUGUAACUUCACAAUAACUAAUAAAUAAAAUAUAAUGUAAUUUUUCAAAAUAAUCUAAAAACUUUACAAACAAUUAUAUUGAACCACAAAAAAAAAAAAAUCUCUAACAAUUACAAAAAAAGAAGAAAAACAACAACAAUAAAACCAUUUACAAAAAAAAGAAGAACACUUAUAGACAAAUCACUGUGUUGUUGUGGAAAUCGCAAAAUGCGUAGUACUUGUGCAAAUAUUUAAAGGUACCGUUAUUGCAAAUAAUUCGUGGCGUGAUUGUAAAAAUGCAAAAUGGUACAGUACUUUCAAAAGUGCUUAUUGCAAAUAAGAAUAUAAAGUGUGGUGAAAAAAAAAACACAAACUUAACAAACACAAAAGAAAAAUUUGAUCUUUAAAAAAAAAUGUAACGGAAAAAAAUCAUAAGAAUAAAUAAUGAAGCAAAGUGAAAAAAAGAGGAAUAAAGAAAAAAAAACAGGACACAACAUAAUAAAACUAAAGGAAAAAAACACAAGAAUCAAGAACGAAAAACAAUAUUGAAAUAUAAAAAAAAAAUCGCACAUAAAAUAAUAAACAUAUAGAAAACCAACAUUUAAUAAAAUAUAAAAAAAAAUACAAAAAUAAAAUUUAACAAACAGAAUAUUAUCUAUUAAGAUAUAAAAACAAAAUUAUUUUGAAAAUUGAUAAACUUAAAACGGAAAACAGUUUGAAAAAAAAUACAAAAAAUGAAAAAAUAAGUAAGAAAUGAAGUGAAUUGCAGAUGGACAAUUAACAAUAAAAAAAAAAAAAACCAAACAACAAGCAAAAUAAAGAGAUGGAGACAAUGAAAUGCAACCGAAGAUUUACAACAGCUAAAACAACAAAAUAAAGAGAUGGAGUAAUAAAAUGCAAACGAAGAUGGACAAUAGCUAAAACAACAAAAUAAAGAGAUGGAGAAAAUGAACUGAAGAUGGACAAUAACAAAUAAGGAAAUAAGGAAAAACAUCAGGGAUGGAAUAAGGACAUCACCAUAAACGUCGGUAACGUAAUCUCACACCUGAAUUACAACAAACAGCAAACGAACGAACCUCUUUUUUAAUAAAACGCGUUAACGCGCUUGAUCCAAAAAGUAAGAAAUUACAAAUAAACAGACAGCAACAACAAAUCAGGCUAUAAAAAUGGGAUCCGAUUGUGGUGUUUGGAUUGGCAAAUAUGUGUUGUGCAUAUUUAAUUUUCUAUUUUUUAUCCUUGGCACGAUAGUUUUGGGCACCGGUAUAUGGCUGGCCGUUGAUAAGGCCUCUUUAAUAGCUUUAUUAAAAAUGGUCGAAAGUGAAAAUAUUAAUCAAUUUACCCAACCUCAAGUUAUUGAACAAAUGGCUUAUGUUUUGAUAGCCAUUGGUGGUAUAAUGUUUUUAAUGAGUUUCCUGGGUUACUGUGGGGCCAUACGUGAAUCUAGAUGUUUAUUGACGACGUAUGGCGUUUUCAUGAUCUUACUAUUGAUUGCUGAAAUCGUUGCUGGUGGCUUGGCGGCAUUUUAUAAAGAAACGGCACGCAAUGAAAGCAAAGGUUUCCUACAAUCAACCAUUACCAAAUACUACACAACAGCUGAACACACUGAUGCUGUUACUCUUAUGUGGAAUCAAAUGAUGAGCACUUUUGGCUGUUGUGGCGUUGUGGAUUAUCGUGAUUUUGAAACCUCUUCGGGUUGGUUGAAUGGCAAAGGUAAUCACACCAUACCCGAGGCCUGUUGCAGAUUAAAGGAUAUUAAAAAUUUACUACCCGAAGAUGACAGUUGUGUGACAAAUCCCAAUGAAACAAAUAGUUUUUAUUUAAAGGGCUGCUAUGAUGUAUUUACCGAAUGGAUUAUAUCCCAUCGUGAAAUAAUAAUUGCUGUUUUAUUCGGCGUGGGUGUGGUACAUCUAUUGGCCAUUUUCUUGGCCUUUUGCCUUUGCAAAUCCUUUGCCAAAUAUCAUGGCAUGAGACUGUAAACAUAAAUCUUCCCUAAUAAAUCAUCUUUUUUUAAUUGUUUUAUUAUUUACUUAGUAGAAACAAGGACCAUUUAAACAAAUUAUAAAACAAAAGUCAAUAAUAAUUUAAUAACUUGAAAUGUUUACUAAAGGACUUGUUGUCUUUUAAAGAAAUUUUUUAACAAAUUGUGACAAUUUCUUAAAAGAAUUAAAUGUUUACUGUUUAGUCCUUUUUUUAAUUAAUAUUUUAAAAGUAAACAUCGUUUUGUUAACAAAAAACAUUCCAAUUUUAUUCUUAUUUG
Molecule: messenger RNA, 2582 nt
Organism: Lucilia sericata (common green bottle fly)
Lineage: Eukaryota; Metazoa; Arthropoda; Insecta; Diptera; Calliphoridae
Product: tetraspanin-18
Exons: 7
Coding region: 1492-2301 (269 amino acids)
Cellular component (GO): membrane
Source: RefSeq, a predicted model, not a curated record